Messenger RNA from Aspergillus welwitschiae, 437 nucleotides. RefSeq lists its product as uncharacterized. The annotation marks the transcript as partial. The record is from RefSeq and is a predicted model, not a curated record. NCBI's taxonomy places the organism in Eukaryota, Fungi, Ascomycota, Eurotiomycetes, Eurotiales, Aspergillaceae. The transcript has a single exon.
GCCCAAUCGCUCUUAGUUCGUACCUAGAGCUGGCUAUUCGUCACCUACAGAGUGUGAUCUGCAUAAGACUCAGUGCGAUGCGGAAUCAUGGACAUGCAUCGCCAUUUACAACAAAUGUUUCUCUGCAUGGAUACCUGUCGUGACUAUGGCAGUCACUAGCAGACCCUGCUUCGCCAGACUGAUCUACCUACCCCAGGAAUCCCUAAUUUGCUCCAGAUGGGGAGAAAACUGGAGAUAAGUCCUGGACGUCACCACCGCAUGAAUAAGCAUCCCCACCGCGGUGGAUUUUUUGGCGAAAACGGCGGAUGCACAAUCGCAAACGAAGCCCAGUCCCCACCACCAUGUCGGAAGACGAUACUAACUCUGAACGCAGCCAGCUCCACACCAAAGAGGAGAAAGCAUUUGCGUCUUUCUUACCCUGAGGGUACCAGUCCACU